Molecule: messenger RNA, 2991 nt
Organism: Toxorhynchites rutilus septentrionalis
Lineage: Eukaryota; Metazoa; Arthropoda; Insecta; Diptera; Culicidae
Gene: Sardh
Product: sarcosine dehydrogenase, mitochondrial
Exons: 7
Coding region: 263-2959 (898 amino acids)
Cellular component (GO): mitochondrion; mitochondrial matrix; cytoplasm
Molecular function (GO): protein binding; sarcosine dehydrogenase activity
Source: RefSeq, a predicted model, not a curated record
GAACUGGAUGAGCAGCGUGAGAUCUAUGCUCCGUGACUUAUCGAGGACUCGUUUUGCCCUAUACGAGGAGCAAGUCUGCGUGUAUUGAAGCAAUCGAACAGAACAUUGAUAAUCAUAAAGCUGUUCGCGUAAAUCAGUUUUCAGUUGAGUUCCGUUAUAACCAGACGCCGCGAUCGCGAGGCAAGCAUAGCCAGUUCAAAUAGAAUUGAUAAGACAAACUUAUUAUUUAUAAAUAACCGAACAGGUGCUUAGUUUGAACAAAAUGUUUCGGCUGAAAAGAAGUGCUUUUGCGAAGUUAAAGACAUUCCAUAAUGAGAAUUCUUUUUUGAAUAGAAUUCCUGGUAGAUUAUCCAAACAAAAUUUAUCAUCUUCGUCAACGUUACCGGAAAGCGCAGAUGUGGUGAUCAUUGGCGGAGGAUCAGCUGGAUGCAACACCCUGUAUCAGCUAACCAAGAGAGGAAUUCGGGCAGUUCUGCUAGAGAAAGCGAAGCUGACGGCAGGAACCACAUGGCACACUGCCGGAUUAGUUUGGCGUUUACGACCGAACGAUGUGGAGAUCAAGCUUCUGGCAGGCACCCGCGACGUUCUCAUGAACUUGGAGGCGGAAACUGGACACAACUCGGGCUGGAUCAACAAUGGAGGAUUAUUUAUUGCUCACUCAGAUGAACGGCUGAACGAGUACAAGCGGAUGGUUACCCUAGGUAAAUGUUUUGGUAUCGAAAGUCACAUUUUGAAUCCGGAAGAAACCCAGAAGCUGUUUCCAUUGCUUGAUCCAAAUUCGUUCACCGGGGCAUUGUACUCACCCGGGGAUGGAGUGGUCGACCCGGCUAUGAUGUGUACAUCCCUAACCAAGGCCGCCACCGCAAAUGGGGGGUUGAUAUUCGAGGAUUGUUCAGCGGAGAAGAUAGUGACGGGAGAGAAUCUGUUAGGUGUUAUGGAUGUAAGAGGCGUAGUAACCAACAAAGGUACAAUUCGAACAAAUACAAUCGUUAAUGCUACCGGAGUCUGGGGUAGGGAUCUUAUCGAACCGUUAGGUGUUCAUCUUCCCUUGAUCCCGAUGAAACAUGCGUAUGUAGUUUCGGAGACAAUGGAUGGCGUUCAUCAAAUGCUGCCGAAUAUUCGCGAUCACGAUUACGCAGUAUAUUUCCGCAUUCAGGGCAAAUCGAUAUGCAUGGGAGGCUACGAGAAUAACCCUAUCCUGCUGGAUAGAGUAGCUAAAGAUUUCCACUUCGGGUUGUACGACCUCGAUUACUCGGUAUUCGAUACUCACAUUCAGGGAGCCGUAAUGAUCUGUCCUGAGUUCGGCACUGCUGGUAUUAAGAGUACCGUUUGCGGUCCGGAAUCGUUCACGCCUGACCACAAGCCACUUAUGGGACCAGACCCAAUCGUUCAUGGUUUGUUCCAUAAUUGUGGUUUCAAUUCGGCUGGGAUGAUGUUGGGUGCAGGCUGUGCCGAACAGCUGGCCCAAUGGAUCAUACACGACAGACCUGAUCUGCAUAUGUUCGCAUAUGAUGUGCGACGGUUUAGUCCGAAGCAGAGGAAGGCCUACAACUGGGCCACUGAAAGGAGCCACGAAGCAUACGCUAAAAACUAUAGCAUUGUAUAUCCGCACGAUGAACCUCUAUCUGGGAGAAACUUUACUGUGGAUCCUUUCCAUAAACAAAUGAUACAAUAUGGGGCCAUCAUGGAGGAACGGCACGGUUGGGAGCGACCCGGGUACUUCCUAGCCGAGGACACUGUAGUCGUACAGCCGUACGAUUGGUACGGGUUUUAUGACUAUCCCAAAAACAUCAACACAAACUAUGAGGAAACGUUGAAAAAAGAUUACACCUUCGGAUUUCCUGAACAUCACGAUCUGAUUGGGGAAGAAGCGCAUACCUGUCGUCAAGAAGCGGUGGUCUUCAAUCUAAGCUAUUUCUGCAAACUGUUUCUCACUGGAAGCCAAGCGAAAGAAGCUGCCGAUUGGAUUUUCGCUGCUGAUUUGAACAAACAAAUCAAUAAGACUAUCUACACUUGUGCCUUGAACAAACGUGCUGGCGUUGAGAGUGACGUUACCGUCAGUGUUGUUGAGUCCGGACAAGGCGAGCUGCACGAUCCCAUUUUCAAGGGCCGCGGUUAUUACAUUGUAGCAGGAGGUGCCUCCGCUUACCAUACAAAAUCUCACAUUUGGGCAGCGAUACAGGAGAAAGCUUUGCGCGCAGUUGUUACCGAUCAUACCGAAGAAUUGGGCGUUCUUUCAAUUCAAGGCCCGAAGAGUAGAGAGAUUCUCCAAAAGAUAACCGAUUUCGAUCUCAGUGAUGAAGAGAAGCUACCUCUGAAUUCGACUGCGGUUUUGAGUAUCAAGAUUAAUCCAUUUUACACGUGUAACGUCAGGAUUCUUCGAGUAAGCUUCGUCGGAGAACUGGGAUAUGAACUGCACAUUCCGGAAGAGAGAUGUAACGAUGUGUAUAACGCUCUGAUGAAAGCUGGACAUAAGGAUGGACUAAGGAACGCGGGAUAUCGUGCACUAUAUUCGCUGAGCAGUGAGAAGGGUUACCAUUUAUGGGGUAAUGAUUUGCGGUCGGAUGAUACACCCAUUGAGGCAAACCUCGGGUUCACCUGUAGAAAGAAAGGUGAUUAUCAAGGAAAAAGUGUUGUCCAAAGACAGCUGGAACAAGGAGUGAACAGAAAAUUGGCAUUCUUCACGUUGAAUGAUCAGGUUCCGGUAUGGGGUUUGGAAGCAGUGUACCGCAAUGGUGAAAUUGUUGGCCACCUGAGACGCGGCGAGUACGGCUACACUUUGCAGAAACCCAUCGGUCAAGCCUACAUCACCCGGAAAGAUGGAGAUUACGUAACAAACGAUUACAUCCAAGGUGGACGGUAUCAAAUUGAGAUUAUGGGUAAAUUAUACGAUGCCCAGUGUCAUCUUAGAAGUCCCUUUGAUCCCAAAGGCGAACGAAUGCUAGGCAUUUAUAAAUAAAUUUUACUGCUUUCGUUUUACUGCCUUCAUAA